Molecule: messenger RNA, 1599 nt
Organism: Pleurotus ostreatus (oyster mushroom)
Lineage: Eukaryota; Fungi; Basidiomycota; Agaricomycetes; Agaricales; Pleurotaceae
Exons: 4
Coding region: 1-1599 (532 amino acids)
Biological process (GO): protein dephosphorylation
Molecular function (GO): protein serine/threonine phosphatase activity
Source: RefSeq, a predicted model, not a curated record
AUGCUACGGAAUGCUUGGAAGCCCAUAGCUGCUACAGGCGUAGUGGGCGCAUCGGGAUACGCCUUUUACAGAUACUAUUACACCAGGAACCAGACUUUCGAGUUGCCCGUCAAAUCUAAAGGCGAAGACGGCAAAGUCGUGAUGACAAACAAGACUCUGCGCUUGCUGCCCAUGUCGGAGGUCGACGCACGCGUGCGAGAACAUGCAUCCGAGGAAGCGAGGCCAAGACCCGGCGGGAUUGUCUGGAAGCACACGACGGCGACACUGGCAUCGAAUGACCCCAUAGAAGACGCUAAUGCGUCGCAAGUUAUUGCUAGAGAUCAAGAGGAUCCAUCUGGACCCGGAGACUGGCUUUUCUAUACUGUUAUGGAUGGCCAUGGAGGAUAUGAAACCUCAAAACUGCUUUCGCGCGUUUUGAUUAACGCUGUCGCGCUGGAGCUUUCGUCGCUCAUUCCAAAACAAAAGAAUUCUGCUCAAUCUAGUUAUCUAAGAAGUAUGUGGUCAACAUCAUCUCCAACGACCCCGGCCGUUUCGUCGGACUCGAACCCAAGCGUGGUUUCAGAGGCAAUUCAGAAUGCCUUCAAGAAACUGGACAAUGAACUUAUCAAUGCACCGUUAAGAGUGCUGGCCAACAAUAUGGACGGUCAAUCAUUCAAGGACAAGAAGAUACCAGAUCUCAGUCAGCACCCCAUGGCUUUGCAGACGAUGCUUCCCGCUAUCUCUGGCAGCUGUGCCUUAAUGGCUCUCUUCGAUACGGCUCACCGCAAUCUUUACGUCGCGUGCACAGGUGAUAGCAGAGCAGUCGCUGGUGUAUGGGAGCCAACAGACGAUGGCAAGGGAACGUGGCGAAUCGAAGUACUGAGCGAAGACCAGACCGGAAGAAACCCCUCCGAGAUCCAAAGAGUUCAAGCGGAGCACCCCGGAGAACAAGUUGUGCGUGAGGGUCGGAUCCUCGGUGGACUUGAGCCCUCCCGAGCGUUUGGCGACGCUCGCUACAAAUGGCCUCGAGAAGUUCAAGAAGUCCUAAGCGAGGCUUUUCUUGCUGGUAACGGCCGCUCAAUGCGGCCGCCCCCCUCCUCUUUCAAAACCCCACCUUAUGUUACCGCACAACCUGUUGUGAAGCAUCACAAACUCUCGUUGCCGCCCCUGGAUCAGUCUUCCUCACCUUCUACUUCCCCCGCUUUGCGUUUCCUGGUUCUCGCCACGGACGGGCUGUGGGACCAAUUAUCCAAUGACGACGUCGUCAAGCUCGUUGGCGGGCAUCUAGCUGGCGUCAAAGGCAGAGUCUCGAAAUCGGAGCUAUCAUCUAGAGUACCGACUUCCACCGGCUCCCUGGGCGUCGAGGGAAAGAACAAGAAGAACAAAGAUGGCGAAGGUUCAUGGGCGUUCGUUGACGAUAACCUCAGCACGCAUCUGAUUCGUAACGCAUUUGGAGGGGGUGAUGAAGGCAAAUUACGUUGGCUUCUAAGUAUACCUGCCCCUUACUCAAGACGCUACCGUGACGAUAUAACUGUAACUGUCGUUUGGUGGGAAGACGGCCGCGAGCAGAACGCACAAACUGCUUCUUUCACUGCCGACAAGCCUAAGGCCAAACUAUAG